Hordeum vulgare subsp. vulgare (domesticated barley) is the source of this 1410-nucleotide messenger RNA. RefSeq lists its product as uncharacterized. The coding region runs from base 1 to 1410 and encodes 469 amino acids. The transcript has a single exon. Lineage: Eukaryota; Viridiplantae; Streptophyta; Magnoliopsida; Poales; Poaceae. The record is from RefSeq and is a predicted model, not a curated record.
AUGUCGCAGGAGGAGCAAUGCAACGGCCAUUGGCCUGCUGUCGAGGAACCAAGCGUCAUGGAGAAUGCAGAUGUUGUGCCUGUACUGGAUGACGCUGAUGACCGUAGUGUGCAGAAUAUCAGUAUCAGUGAGCAGGGGAAUUUGGAUCAUGGAAGUCCUAGGCCAGGAGAUGGUGAAGAUUCAGCAGUUAAGGCUACCAAUUCAGAUGUUGGUGGUGAUCAUAUAGGAGCUCAGCCUGGGGAGGUGGAUGGCGAGAAAUUGCCCAUUUCAGAGGAGAGCAUUAUGCCUCAGGAUUCUUCUCAGCGUGACAUAGCCGAUGACGGUACCAACCAAGUAGGGGUACACCAGGAGGUGCAGAUGGAUUCUGUUCACAGGACAAGUAGUUCUGAUUCCAAAGAAACCAUGGAGGUGCCAAUUCCUUCUCUAGACCUCAGGGUUGAUAAUGCUAAUAUGGGUGAAGAAGGAACUCGGGAAAUGGAGGUGGGCGUUUCGGGGAGGUCAUCAGAUGGCAAUAUACAAGAUGUUGAACCCACAGUUUCUGGUGAAACAGGCAUGGAGGUUGGGCUUGAAGCAGCAAUGGGCCUUGCAGCUUCACAAGAAAUUCCUGGACGAGGAGAUACCAAUGACGAAGCUAAUGGAGUGGCCAAAGAAGCUGUUCAAGAAGAUGCAGAUACGCAUGAAUUGGAUUUAUCUGUUCAAAAAGUUGAUUCGGCUUUAUGUGGUGAUGCUGUAUCUCAAUGCUUCAUGCCAUAUCGCCUUGAUGAAUAUAUUCAGAGGCAUCUGUACGUGACAACUCUGUCGAGGGAUUUGCUCCAGUUGCAGCUAGAUGAAGGCACAUACCUGAAUUCAGAUGUUACACUGUCUUCUGAUGAAAUUCUCAAACGCCAGGUACAGCUGAAAGAAUCUGAAGAGAGCGAAGUAGCAGCCCAUGAAGAAAUUCAGCAAUGUAGACAUGAGCUCACAAACCUGAAUAUUGUUAAGGGAGAACUUGAAUUUAUCGUGGCUUCUCUGAAACAGGAAAUUGACGCUAGCAACAACAAAUGUGAACAGCUGGAGAUCGAGUUGCAGUCCUCCAAGGAGAAUGCACAACAAAUUUUGAGUGAAUUAGCUGACUGCCAAUCAUUGCUGGAAGGUCUACAAAAGGAGAACAUAGAGCUAACAGAAAACCUUGCUCUUGAGGAAAAAACCAGAAAACAGGUCGAGGCGCAGCAAGAACAUCUGUCUGGUGAAAACGAUCUUACUUUUUGUCGAUCUUACUUUUUUGUCAACCUCGCCGGCCUUUCUUUUUUGUCGAUCUUACUUUUACUUUUACUUUUUGUGCUGGCCUCAGCCUGGGCAUCUGCCAUCCGUAAGCUUUUUCUUCGUAUUGUGUUGUGCUUCCAGUGCCCCCACCCGGACCCCUGCCCUUGA